AUCAAACACUUUUUUUUUUGAAACUCAAUCAAACACUUGAGUCAUAUUAUGUUCAUUUUCUACACUCCCAAUCAUCAUAUGCAAAAAUACACACACACAUAUACAGAGAGAGAGAGAGGCUUGAAAGAGAAGAAGGCCCGUGGAUGGAAGCAUUAGUUCAUUGCUUGAAUUGCAAUCAAAGUUAUGAAAUUUACAGCAGAAGAGAUAUUGCUCUCUCUCUCUCUCUCUCUGAGAGAAGGGCCUAACGUUCACGUCAAUCAUCCACUAAGACAUUAGACAUCAAAUCUUCAGAAACUCAAUUGCAAAAACACUUGAAUUCCUUACUCCAACCAACUCUGAAAAUACCCUUUCAACCAAAAAUACUGGGGGAGAUAAUAAACUAAAAGGGUACUGAAACAUACCAUGUACCUUUGCAUUCAUGCCAUAUUUUGCAAAAAGAUAUGACACAACACACAACCUAGAGAGCCAUUGGGGAUUUGAAUCAAAUUCUUUUUUUUUUCCUCAGUUCAAGGAAGAGUACCUGAAAAUGAGUUCCAAUAGGGAGAAGAACAUGAUGAAGAGAUCGGAUUUCGCACAGAAGUUGUUGGAUGAUCUCCAGUUGAGGAAAGAACGGCUCGGGUCCUCUCGGAACUCCAGCAACCCGAGCUGCAUUCCUUCAGAUAAAUAUGGAUAUCCUAAAAACGGUUUGAAGAGAUCUGUGGAGUUCAAAACGAAAAAUACAAGCACUCAAGUUCUGAAUAUGCAAAACAGUUACAGUGGAGGAAGUAAAUCACUCACGAGGGCAGAGGCUUCGAAUCAGAUCCUUCCUUUCGGAAGAGGCCAUAGCUCGGAGAAAAUCGAUCUAUCCAAGGCAUUGGCUUUUGCGCUAGAAAACGCCGGAAAGGCUACAAGAAUAGACCCCUCAGGGAGCGCCUCGAUAAUUAGUUUCCUGCAGCAAGUAGGAAGGAGAUCAAUGGGAUAUGGAACGGUGGAAAGAAAAGGCAGUGUAGGAGUGCAACAGUCAUCGAGCAGCCAAUUUCCAAUGAUCCACGUUCAUAUCAAAGAAAUAUCAAAGGGAACUCAAAAAUUGAACCAGAUCAUAAAAGCGUGUAGAAACGGCCUCGGGUUUGGCAAUGGAAGAUACUCAAAAGAAUAUGGAAAGGAACUAAUGCAAGGUGCCAUUGAGUUGGAACAGUCUCUCAGGAUGCUUGUAAACAUACAAGAAGCUUCAGAUUAUCCAACCGGCUCACAGAAGACAAAUCGAAUCAAGCUACUAGACGACAAUGGUGAGGAGCAGGAUGAUGAUGAUGAUGAAACUCAAAAGAGCCAUGACCGGAUGCAACUUGAAAUGCCAUCAAGAUACUAUCAGAACAUCAAGGAAGUUGCAAGGGCUGAUAUCAAGGUGAGACUAUCAGCCCUUGCUUAUCCCGAGAAUGAUAACAUCGAUCGCAACAAGCAUUUCAGAGCAAGGUCACACUGGAGAUCAGUUACUUGCGAUGAAGCCGGGCUUCCCUCAUUUACAGUAGAUAAUAACCAGUCAAAAUCAUCAAAACCUGGAACCGGAAGGAUUCCAAGUGUCAUUGCAAAGUUAAUGGGACUAGGAGAAUUUCCAGAAGAUGAAGAUACGAAGCCAAAAGAAUCUACCUUGAAGACUGAGAUCGAAAACGAUGUAUCCAUCAAGUUUGUAAAGGUUGACCAGAGAAGAAAAGAUGCUGAUCUAGUGAUGAAGAACACAGGACAGAAGGCAAUGCAAUCUAACAAGGUUGCACCACUCGAAAAUCUCAUUGCACCAAUGCCACAAAGGAAGCCAACUUCAAUGAAUAUUGAUUUGGAUUUAGUUAUGCAUGAUGAGAUUCGCGUGGAAAAUGCUACAACAGACAAAACAAAGAGUCAGAAACAUAUUUGGGGAAAAGAAAGAGGAAAGGAUGACGAGGACAACAUAAGGAGAAACAAUUAUGUGAAAGGAGAGGCAAAGCAGGUAUCCAGUAAGAAUGAGGCACAAAGAACAACACAAUAUAUGAACAGAAGGGCUAUACCUACAGGUGCAUUUCAAGAAGAGAAAGAGUACAAACCAAAUGCACCUCAGACAGAAAAUAAACAAAGGACCAGCCAACAAAAGCCACAAAAUCAUCUCAGCUUUGAGCCAAAGCGAAUGUUCCAUAAGUCUGAGCCACGAGAAACAAGAGGAGGAGAAAAAAGGUACAAUGCAAAUGAACAGUUGCAGCGGAGAAGACAAAAGGCAAAUGUCUUGGUGACCAAUCACUCACCAAAACCUUUGAGUUCAGGGGAUGUUCAAAAGAAGCUACCACUUAAAAACAAGGCUAAAGCUCAUAGGAAAAUUUUCUCGGAAUCUGAUGGUGCAUUAGAUACCAACAGGUCCCCAAAUGGAAGCCAUCAACUCAAACCAAGGAAUGAAAGUUUACACUUAGCACAGUUCAACAGGGAAGAUGUAAAUCACAAAUCCUCAAGAAUUGUUCCGUCGUUACCAGAUCCAAAAACUGAACGAGACUACAGUGAUGAUCCACUAGGAAAGAAGGAAAAACCAGUUCUUAUACAAGUUUCGCAGAAAGCAAAAGAAGGAAAUGUGCAUAAAGGCGAAAUCCCUCAGAACAUCAAUCAAGCAAUGGCCAAGCAGAACAAAACAUUCCGCAUGUCGACCAGGCCACUGGAAUAUCAGAGUACUGAUUCCAAAGAAGGAACAGAUGGAAGGAAGGAACUACUCAGCAGUCAUAAAGACACUGAUCAGAUUAAAAGCAACCAGACAGAAGCAGCAGAAGAAACGACCAUUAAGUCUGAAGUUCCAGCGGCCGGCAUACAAUCACCUGACAGAACUGUUGCAAACAAUGACCAGAAAAAGAUUGAGGACGAUUCACUUCUGCUUAUGCUUAUUACGAGGGAGAAUGGGAGGCGGAUCUUAAAAGACGUUCCAGGCCAAACUCCAGCCAAUGAAUUCCAGGAGAGUAUGUUAAGAGAUGGAAAAGGUCCACAAGAUCCCACAUCAAUCUGUGAUGGCAAUGCGAAUACACUACCUCAAGCUGUACCGAAGAUGCUAAAGGGAACCAAAGGUGAGAUAGAGACUAGCUUGCCCAAGCUGGAGGAGCCACAUAAACAUCCUACAAGAAAAAUGACAGAGACGCUGUCUGAAAGUGAAAUUCAACUUAAGAAGAUAAUUCUCAAAAGCCAGCUGUUCCUAGACACAGCAGAGGCACUUUUCAAACUCAGCAUUCCUCUCAGCAUCCUUCACACCGAUGGGAACAAUUACAAUCGAGACGACAACAAUCUAAUCCUAGACUGCGGCUACGAGCUAAUGAAACGAAAAGGGAGACUCCAGGAGCUAAGCAUCCACCCAUUUGUGAAGGUACCCAUCAGCUCCUCUAAAGUGAAAUCCUUAGAAGAUCUCGUCAAACAAUUGAGCAAAGAGUUCAAGAAGCUGAGAUCGUACGGCAGGGAGGAUUGUACCAAACCGGUUGUUGAACACUACUUGCCUAAGAUACUGGAAAGAGAUGUUCACUACAAAGACCCAGAGUUGAACUCAAUGUGGGACAUGGGAUGGAACGAUUCGAUGCUUGCUUUCAUCGAAAGAGACGAUGUUGUAAGGGACACCGAACGGUACGUGUUCAACAAGCUGGUGGAAGAAGUAACCAGAGAUCUUAUAUGCAUAUGAGCAGCUCCAAAUUCUUUCCAAAUCACAAAGUUUACCCAAUUUAAGAUUUAGCAUCGGAAUGAAAUCGAUCUCGGUGAGAUUAUCGAUCCAAUCGAGGUAACAAAUCGAUGGAUUUAUGUUUACACGAGGAAAAACAACAGAGGAACAACUAAGAUGCAGAAAUCGGA
Messenger RNA from Tarenaya hassleriana, 3810 nucleotides. RefSeq lists its product as uncharacterized. Lineage: Eukaryota; Viridiplantae; Streptophyta; Magnoliopsida; Brassicales; Cleomaceae. The transcript has 6 exons. The coding region runs from base 419 to 3643 and encodes 1074 amino acids. The record is from RefSeq and is a predicted model, not a curated record.